This is a messenger RNA of Zingiber officinale, 2097 nucleotides long. Its product is annotated as GPI transamidase component PIG-T-like. The record is from RefSeq and is a predicted model, not a curated record. The transcript is spliced from 5 exons. Gene Ontology annotation, cellular component: GPI-anchor transamidase complex. Gene Ontology annotation, biological process: attachment of GPI anchor to protein. Lineage: Eukaryota; Viridiplantae; Streptophyta; Magnoliopsida; Zingiberales; Zingiberaceae. Bases 133 to 2037 code for a protein of 634 amino acids.
CUAAACAGCCCGUAGUUAGGUUAAUGUGCCGGACCGGCAUCCAUUUGGUUUCCUCCUUCUCCUUCACGCAACACGGAACUUGCACUACUUUCCGGACGCACUUCCAUCGACGGCGUUCCAGCCCCGCCGUUGAUGGCGGCGCUCUGCCGUCGUUUCACGGGGUUCCACUUUCUCCUCGUCCUCGUUUCCCUUUCGAUCUCUUCCCUUGUCUUCGGCGACUGGAUCGGUGAUGAUGAAGGGGAGCAGUUUACCGAAGAACUCUUGUUGAAACCCUUGCCCGAUCGGAAAGUCUUAGCUCAUUUCCACUUCCAGAGCACGGCCCAUCCGUCCCCUGACAGUGGUCACCACCACCAUCUCUUCCCGAAGGCCAUCGCGCAGUUGGUACAAAAGUUCCAAAUAAGGGACCUGGAGUUAUCCUUCACACAAGGACGAUGGAACUAUGAGAACUGGGGUGGAUCUGAUCCAAUAUCUAGUACCAAUGCAAAGCCCCCUGGUGUCGAGCUUUGGGCAACCUUUAAUGUUCCUGUUGUAGAGAUUGACACCACUUGGAAGAAUCUCACGCAUGCCCUGUCAGGUCUAUUUUGCAGUUCAAUCAAUUUCCUUGAGUCCUCCACCUCAUACACCACUCCAAGUUUUGUAUUUGGAUUAAAUGUCAGCAACAUAAGGUAUGGUGCGCUACCCCGUGAAGCAGUUUGCACUGAGAAUCUCACUCCCUGGUUAAAGCUUCUCCCAUGUCGAGACAAAGCUGGACUAGCCACGUUGCUGGACAGGCCUUCUAUAUAUAAAGGAUAUUAUCACUCACAAAAGUUGAGGUUAACUUCAACUAAAUUAUCUGGUAUAAUUCUUGAACAAACACUUACGAUUGUGCUCCAACCUAACAUUCAAAGGAAUUCUGCACAUUCUUUGUUGGAUGGAGCCAUCCAGCCAAGUUGGUCUAUUAGUUCAAUGUUCAAAAGGAACCUUACUGGAUCAUGUGUUCUUGCUAGGACCAGCAGAAUAUUGGUUGAAUUAGAGAAAAAUAUAGUUUCCAAACUUGAGGAGUUGGGACAUGGAGGUUCAUGGAGUAACUCUUUACUCGAUCUGUCUCCAAAUCCAUUUAGGGUGAUCAAGGAGGUGAACCCCUUUCCAGAAGAAAGUAACUCAAUUCUUUUUGAGUACGUUAACUCCAAGGAGUAUGAGCCUUUGGAUGUGGGUAUAAAGUGGAAGUUGCCUUUUGUUUGGUCUUCUCCACAUGCACCUUUCCAUGCAAGCAGGUUUCUAAUGGGAAGUGGUACCGAGAGAGGCUCUAUAGCCAUAUCCUUGCAAUCAACCAAAUCAGAUGAAUACUUUAGGAGCAAAUCAAAUGAGUGCAGAAUGCAGGCUGUUGUAUUUCAGGUUGUUCCCUGGUAUGUAAAGGUCUAUUACCAUACACUCCAGAUUUUCAUUGAUCAAAAACUUCAAAAUCUCUCGGACGUGAUUGAGAAGAUACGAGUCACUCCAUCAGAAGACAAGAAGUUGCCUGGAACGCUGGAACUUGUACUUGGAUAUCCUUGCACCGUGCAAUCUGUUGCCCUGACAUUGGAUUUUGACAAGGGCUUCUUACACAUUCAUGAAUAUCCUCCGGAUGCUAAUCAGGGCUUUGAUAUACCAUCUGCUUUAGUUACUUUUCCCAACUUGCAUUCAAGCAGAAUAUAUAUUGGAGAUGAUUCUUCUGUACAUUCUCCUUUACUAUUAAAGUUUCAGGAAAAGAAUGUUGUUCUAUCUUACACAGAAGUGUUGCUCGUGCCUUUUACAACACCGGAUUUUAGCAUGCCAUACAACGUCAUUACCUUCACCUGCACUGUAUUAGCAUUGUAUUUUGGAUCAUUGCUUAAUGUGUUGCGGCGAAGAAUAGGAGAGGAAGAAAGGCUAAUGAGGAGCAAAGAUGCUACUAAGCGCGGGCUGAUUCCCUUGAUAGUUUCUAAGAUAACUUCCAAGCUAAGAGGAAUGCCACGGUCAAAGCCUUUACUUAUAUUCGCGGUUGUAUUAUCUGUUCUUUUUCACUACAUUGUCAACUGAUGGAUUAUGUCUUAGGAUUAAUAGUAAUUUGACAAAGCCCUCACUUUUCUUCGGAUCAAA